GGAGUUCAGGACAGUCUGAAUCUCUUCUCUGCCGUUGCUUCUCGAGCCAUCUCCUUGAUCGAGCUGUCGCCGAAUCCCGAUCGCCAAGGCAGUCAAUCGUCCUGACAGCCGAUAAUACAACGUCACGUUUUGGACCAUUUAAGACUGCCCGUACCAUACAUCCUUUUCAUUGCUAUCAUCGAUUUCUAUUUCUGAGACUUGUGCCCAGCUGGCUGGUUUCCUGGCUUCUCUAUCGGAAGGGGGAUCUGCCACGCGAUAAGCUCUAACCAUCAAGGGGAAUAUUGACGCCCUGAAGAACAAGCCAAUUGACGUACAAACCUCGAAAGAUUCCUGACUUUAAUAAGCUUAGGAAUAGCCCCUCGAACAUCAGACCCAACAUCCAUCAUGUUUUCUUCAUCUAAGCCGUAUUCUGCCGUCACCGUGCAGAUCGAACUACUAACAAGCGAAAAUUAUGAAGUGGAUGACUCAAGUGGUAUUGUUGACCUCAUCGAGGCCAUACGCAUACAGCAUACUGGUCCAACCGAGGCUAGUCGUGCUUUGAGAAAGAAGCUAAAGUAUGGAAAUGUCCAUCGGCAAUUACGAGCCCUUAGCAUUCUUGAUUUUCUCAUCCAGAACGCUGGUGAGCGCUUCCUGCGGCUGUUCGCAGACGAGCCUUUACUUGAGCGACUGCGAAUCGCUGCUACAGACCCAGUUUCCGACCCGCAUGUUAAAGAGAAGUGCAAGCAGCUUUUCGGGCAGUGGGCAGUAUCGUACAAAGACACCCCGGGAAUGGAGAAAGUGACUGCUCUUUACCGACAGCUUCCAAAGCGUAAUCAGCCUGCAAAAGUGGCCAAGGCCAAAAUUCUCCAAGAGAGUAGCGCAUCGAAUGAACCACCACUGGGGCACUCCGUUUCCAUCUCCGCCGGCAAUGGACCGCCAACCCUUCUCUCAUCUCCUAAGGCGCCAGCGAGUCACAAAUCGAAGAAGAAGGAAAAGAAGAAGCCAUCCCAUGAAAGAAGCUUUAGCAUAGCGAAAGAGAGGCCAGAAAUCCUUAAUACCCUUGCUGCUGCCUCUGUUGCCAGCACCAAUCUGUUGAAUGCCGUCAGACUGGUCAACCGCGAGAGCCACCGAGUCAGCGAAGACGCGGAAGCGGUUCAUCAAUUUGAUCUGUGCAAGGAACUCAGACGCAAAAUUCUCCGCUAUAUCCAGGUCGUGGAGAGUGAGGAGUUUCUAGGCAGCCUUAUUCAUGCGAAUGAGGAACUAGUCACAGCUCUCAUGGCCUUUGAAGUUCUAGACAAGAGUCUUGACCAAGACAGUGACAGUGAUGAGGAUGUCUUGGGGGGCAGGCGGUCUCCCGGCCACAGAUUUGAAGAUCAGACCAUGAACGAGAGAUUCUCCGGGCUUACCAUUAAUCCUCCGAAACCCCCCCGUCCUCCCCGUUCCGCUCGACCCACGAGCCUGUCACUUCCAGCAUCCUCCAAGCCUAACCAAUGGACAUAUCACAGCGACACUGAGUCAGAGUCGGAUAAUGAUGACGACGAUGAGAACAACCCAUUUGGAGAUCGAAACGCGAUUCGUACGCCGGCCGUAGAGAAAUCGGAACCCACAUGGAACUAGUCUAGCUGGAGCAUUGAAUAUGCACUGACACUCUUUGUUGAUUGGGAAGCUUGACAUUUUUAUCAAGACUGGUGUUCUGUCGUAUUUCUGAAGUGAUUGAUGCUUUCCAUCCAUUCCUUUCGGCGGUGUUGCACACUUGUUCCCUCUCUCGCAGUGGCUGGCAUGUAUGUACCCACAGAUCCACGUACAGCAUUGGCCUUGCAGCCAGCCACGUUCUGUACGGAUACUGUCUUUCCCUCCUGCGCGGAAUCCCGCAUGGUUUUAUGAUAAAUGACCGACAUGUCAGUAAUAGAAGAUAGUAUCAAUACCCCGUAGAUACCAUUUCCAGGGUACAAGCCUCUACGCGUUAUGCAUCAGUAAUCCCAUAAACUCAAUGUGUUGUCCACCAUACCAGUCGGGGCGAAGCUGCGGAGAACCUAACGAGCAUGGACAGAGCCAUGACCGGCCAUGCAGAACGGAUAGAGUAACGAUAACUGACCUGUUUCGCCGAUAGAUGAGGUGGACGAGGAAGGAGUGCAAGAUGUCAAGAUGAUGGCCGACAAAGACAGCACGGCCGACUGAUUGGCGGCUGCGCCGUGGCCUGACAUGGAUGGCCAGGACGCGGACUCUUUAUCAGACGUCUUUUGGGCUUCUGUGCUUAAUCCACGCCUGUCCCUCUUUCUCAUCUGCUGCCCG
Messenger RNA from Monascus purpureus, 2271 nucleotides. The record is from the annotation of a GenBank genome assembly. NCBI's taxonomy places the organism in Eukaryota, Fungi, Ascomycota, Eurotiomycetes, Eurotiales, Aspergillaceae.